GAGAUCAAGCGCACAGCAACUGAGCUGAUGCAAGUUAGCCAGAAGGAAGGGGAGUCCCUGAGGGAUUACAUGCAGCGGUUCAACAAAGCCACAUUGGACAUUGAUAAUGUCCCAGACACAAUCUGCCUGUCAGCCUUGUUGCAUGGGUUGAAGCGUGGCCGGUUCCUAGACGACUUGCUUGAAAACCCACCGAAGACGUGGAAUGAGGUGAAUGACAGGUCGGCCAGCUUCAUACUGUCAGAGGACUUUCAGUCGUCCAAGCGACGAGCUGAUGAUAAGCCGAACAGAGGCCAAGAACAACAACCAAGAAGAGAAGAAAAGAAGAAGCAGAAGGUCGGUGAACAAUGGGGGAAACUAGCUGAGUUCCCAAAAUAUGCCAGUUACAUUCCUUUGACCUUACCCAGGUCUCAAAUCCUGGCACAAAUUCAGCACUGGGUUCGGAGACCUCCACCCCCACUACAUGAUUCCCCGAGGGCAGAUAAGAGCAAGCAUUGUGACUACCAUCGUGUAUAUGGUCACAAUACCGAGGAUUGCCAACACUUGAAGGACGAGCUAGAGUUUUUGGCUCGUAACGGGAAGCUAGAAGGGUAUGUUCAGAAGCCUCACACCCAGCAACCCACUCAAACCCAUUUUGUGCAGGCGUAUGACCGACCUCAAGGACAGAGGUACCAGCAUGGAGGGACGCAGGAUGCGUAUCUGGAUAACCAGUAUCCUUCUGAACAGAGCAGAGCGUAUCGAGGACGUCCUUUCAACAGGAGAGGGCAGGGACCGAGGACUACUGCCCCGAAUCAAAAAGACAGAAAAGGGGUAGGUUAUGCUGGGAUACCCCCACCUUCUGGUACAAUAAACAUGAUAUCGGGUGGUGUUCACUCUGGGGGCCAAAGCGCCCGAGCUCGCAAGGCAUAUGCCCGACAGGUGAUGACCGUCAACAAAAACAGACCCUUGAAACGACCGUUUGAGGAAGCAGAAUGGGAAAAUAUGCCCAUCACAUUUAGCCUGGCGGAUUACAAGCGAGCAGAAGGAGAGUCUGACAUUAUGAUGCCCCAUGCAGAUCCCUUUGUGACAACAGUUCAUAUAAGCAAUCAUAAUGUCAAUAAGGUGUUUAUUGACACUGGCAGUUCGCCAGAUAUCCUGUAUUGGGGUUGUUUCCAGAAGAUGCAGCUAAAUCCGAGCUCGCUGCAAAAGCAUGAAGGACCAAUUUACGGAUUUGAUAAUCAGCCCGUCCCUGUGGAGGGAGUUAUUACUCUCCCUAUAUAUGUAGGCUCAGAAUCGCGCUUCAGGAUGGCUUCGGUCACCUUCCUGGUCGUUAAGAUGGAAUCAGCCUUCAAUGCUAUACUAGGAAGAGCCACCCUGUGCGAGCUGAAGGCUGUUAUCUCACAGCCCCACCUCUGUAUGAAGUUCCCAACUCCGCAGGGGGUGGGAGUGCUGAAGGGGAACCAGAAGAUGGCCAGGGCAUGUUAUCAGGAUACGUUUAAGAAGGUUGAGCUCGCUGCAGCCCCUGGAGGACCUGAAAGUAGUAGGCCGACUCAGCCCGGCCGGCAGACAAUGAGCAUAUCAGACAUUGAGCAUCGACCUGAGAGCGUCGAGCAGAAGGCAGAGCCAGGCGCCGAGCAGAACUACCCACUAGCGGAAAAGGCUGUUUUUGCCCUUGUUUACACAGCUCGCAAGUUGAGAGCCUACUUCCAAUCACACCAGAUUGUUGUUUAUACUGAUUUCCCGCUAAGGAAAAUACUGCAGAAGCCAGAGCUCUCUGGUCGGCUCAUCGGAUGGAGUGUCGAACUGAGUGAAUACGACCUUAAGUUUCAGCCGCGCACUACUAUAAAAGGCCAAGCUAUGGCAGACUUCCUAGUUGAAUGUGCUCCGGUGGCUGUGAAAGAAAAGGCACUUGAACACCCACUUUGGGUUUUGUAUGUGGAUGGAGCUUCUAAUGUCGAAGGAUCUGGUGCUGGGGCUGUAUUACUGGGCCCUGAUAGAUUCAAGUCUGAACACGCGCUGAGGUUUAAGUUUCAGACGACCAAUAAUGCUGCAGAAUAUGAAGCCCUCAUAUAUGGAUUGAAGUUGGCGGCUGAGCUGAAGGUACAAAGCAUUCAGGUUUUCAGCGACUCUCAGCUCGUCGUCCGCCAGGUGAACGGCAGUUGCGACAUCAGGGAUCCCCAGCUCGGUCGUUACGCCUCUGUGGUCAACAGAUUGAAGUCCAGGUUCGCUUCAUUUCAGAUCGACAAAAUACCGCGGGCAGAUAACCAGCGAGCUGACGAGUUGUCAAAGUUGGCUUCCUCGCAGGACAUUAACCCUCAAAGAUCAACAAUCGUCGAGGUGCUUGACGCACCGAGCUACACUGAUUUCAUAGUCGAGUGCCAAUUGUUGAGUACAGACCCCUCUACACCGAGCUGGACCACCCCGCUUAUGAAUUAUCUACAAAGUGGCGAGCUACCCGAAGACCAGUCCGCUGCAAAGGUGAUUAAACGCAGGGCGGCACAUUUCACGGUGUUAGAUAACCAGCUCUACAAGCGAGCAGCCUCAAUGCCCCUAUUACGCUGCCUUACUCCUUACGAGGCUGAAUACGCCGUGAGAGAAAUUCACGAGGGAGUAUGUGGCACGCACAUCGACGGCAGAACUUUGGCUCGGAAACUACUGAGGCAUGGUUAUUACUGGCCCACUAUGGUCGAAGACGCACAGGACUAUGUCAAAAAGUGCCCGACCUGCCAGUUUAAUGCUGAUGAUAUCCACAUGCUAGGUAUCCGAGCUCGUUCCACAGUUUAUUCUAACCCAGUGACUGCCUAUGAACUGAGCAUAAGUACCUUCUUUAAAACAGGGGAAAUGCUAUCAUCUCUUACGUCUCCUCGGCCUUUUGCUCAAUGGGGUGUCGACCUGCUCGGCCCCUUCGUCAAAGGCAAAGGAGGCUGCACUUUCCUGGUCGUUGCGGUGGAUUACUUCACCAAGUGGAUAGAAGCUAAGCCAUUAUCCACGACAACAGAAAGGAAAAUCGAAGAAUUCUUGUUCAAUUCCAUAUUGUGCAGGUUCGGCAUACCUAAGCGGAUUAUCGCCGAUAAUGGGCCACAGUUCCGAGCUGCAGCAUUGAGAUCGUUUUGUAACGAUUAUGGCAUCGAGCUCACAUUGACAUCCGUGUAUACUCCACAGUCAAACGGGCAAGCCGAGUCCGCCAAUAAAAUCGUCUUGCGUGGCCUCAAGACACGCGUUUUGGCUGCGCAUUCUAAUUGGGUUGACGAGCUCAACAAAGUGCUUUGGUCUUGUCGCACCACACCAAGCUCGGCCACGGGCGAAACCCCCUUCAGCUUGGCCUAUGGAGCUGAAGCCGUCAUCCCAGUAGAGGUUGGAUUGCCGUCCGAUCGAGCAGGUCGGCAUGACGAUCUCAACAAUGAGCGACUUUUGAGAGAAAACCUGGACUUCAUAGAAGAGGUCAGGGAGAUGUCUAGAAUAAGAAACGUGGCACAUCAAAACCGCGUUGCAAAAUUUUACAAUAAAAGGGUUCGAGCUCGCCAGUUUCAAGUUGGCGAUCUGGUUCUACGCAAGGCUGGGUUAACUAACACUCAGUCACACAUGGGUAAGCUCGCUCCUAAUUGGGAAGGUCCCUAUAUGGUGGUUCGGGUUAAGCGACCUGGCUCUUACAUGUUAGCAGAUAUACACGGGCAUCAGUUACCUUACCUUUGGAAUGUACAGAACCUUAAGAAGUUUUACAGUUAAUGUGUGUUAUGAUAUUUCGUUUGAGGUACUAUCCAUCAGUUGUAAACAAACAGUAUACCGAAAA
Rubroshorea leprosula is the source of this 3766-nucleotide messenger RNA. The record is from the annotation of a GenBank genome assembly. Lineage: Eukaryota; Viridiplantae; Streptophyta; Magnoliopsida; Malvales; Dipterocarpaceae.